AUGGGAGCUAACCCCCCAUUUGCAGUUUUUGAAGGGUUUGUGAAACGUAUAUGGGGUCAUCUGGGAAUUGAGCGUAUUGUGAGGAUGCAUAUAGGCCUGACUAUAGUAAAAUUCAACGAUGAGGCUACCAGGGACUUUGUUUUGGAAACGGGAAUGGUGCAAUUUGACAAGAAACCAGUGAUUGUGAGACCUUGGACUCAAGAUCUUGAUACUAUCAGGUUAGUUCGUUCGGUUCCCUUAUGGAUUAGAUUGCCUAAUCUUGGUCUUCAGUAUUGGGGCCAGAAAUGCCUCAGUGCAUUGGUCAGUACUAUAGGGAAACCUAUUAUGGUGGAUAAAUUCACUAAGGAGCGAUCGAUGAUUAGAUAUGCGAGAAUCCUAGUUGAAAUGGAAAUAUCUGAUAACCCGCCUUUUAUCAUAUAUUUUGUGAAUGAGAGAGGUCAAGUUCAAGAGCAAUUUGUUGAGUAUGAGUGGUUGCCCAUUAAAUGCAAUAACUGUAAAGGGUACGGCCACAAUAUGGCUGAAUGCAAGAAAACUGGUUCAAAAAAUUGGUUUAAGAAGGAGGUGGCUGAUCUGGAAAAGGAUGGAGUCCCUACUAACUCAGGUGUUGUUGCAGCUGAAACAACCACAGAGAGUUCAGCAAAAGGUCCUAAACCAGUUAAGGAAGUCUCGGGGAAAAAUGAUGUGGCUGGAAUUGAGCUCAGUAAAGAUGCUGAUGGUGGUACUCAGGUUAUGACUUUAUCUCCUGACUCUAAUAAUAAGGAGAAUUGGGAAGUGCCAAAGAAGACAGGGAAUUCACGAGGGAAAUGGAAGCUUUAUAGAGCUGGGUUAGAUAAGAAGCAGAAUGCAUUUAAAGUUCUUCAAGAACAGGGGAAAGGUGGAACAAGUGGGAAUUUAGAAGACUUGAAUGUAGAUGGAUUGCUCCAAUUUACUUAG
This is a messenger RNA of Humulus lupulus (European hop), 933 nucleotides long. RefSeq lists its product as uncharacterized. Lineage: Eukaryota; Viridiplantae; Streptophyta; Magnoliopsida; Rosales; Cannabaceae. The record is from RefSeq and is a predicted model, not a curated record. The transcript has a single exon. Bases 1 to 933 code for a protein of 310 amino acids.